Messenger RNA from Gamsiella multidivaricata, 747 nucleotides. RefSeq lists its product as uncharacterized. The annotation marks the transcript as partial. Gene Ontology annotation, molecular function: single-stranded DNA binding; ATP binding; single-stranded DNA helicase activity. Gene Ontology annotation, biological process: DNA replication initiation; double-strand break repair via break-induced replication. Lineage: Eukaryota; Fungi; Mortierellomycota; Mortierellomycetes; Mortierellales; Mortierellaceae. The record is from RefSeq and is a predicted model, not a curated record. Gene Ontology annotation, cellular component: nucleus; MCM complex. The transcript has 5 exons.
AUGGCUAACAUCGGCUGGGACGCAGGACGCAUUCACACCGCGCAGGUGUUGCCGCCUCAACAGGACGACCACGAACAGGAGACCAUGGACAAGGUCCAGGAGCUGUUUUACGCUUUCAUUCAACAGUUUCACAUCAAUGGCGUCUACAUCUACCGUGAUCAGCUGCGUCAAAACACUAUGCUGAAGCGCUACCUGCUGGACGUUGAUAUGGGACAUUUGAUCUCUUUCAGUCAAGAGCUCGCUCACAACUUGACACAGAGACCUGCAGACUUGUUGCCGCUGUUCGAGAAUGCAGUCAAGCUGCACGCCAAGAGGAUUUUGUAUGCCAACUCGAACAUGGACGUGGAGAUUGAAGACUAUCAGGUUGUGCUGCACUCGAGUGCCAACAUGAUCAAGAUUCGCCACCUCAAUGCCAACAGCAUUUCAAAGUUGAUUCGAAUCUCUGGUAUCAUCAUUGCUGCUUCCCCUUUGACCUCCAAGGCGACAGUACUUCAAAUCAGGUGUAAGUCCUGUUCAAAGACCAAGAGAAUGCCCAUCCAGGCUGGGUUCUCGGGAAUCAGCAUGCCACGCACCUGUGAUUUGAAUGUGGACGCUGAGGCGAAUCCGUCAGGAUGCGGCCUGGAUCCAUAUGUAGUUGAUCACGACAAGUCCAAGUGUGUGGACCAGCAGAUUUUGAAACUUCAGGAGUCGCCUGAUGAUGUCCCGGUCGGAGAGUUGCCUCGUCAUGUCCUCUUGAGUGCCGAUAGA